GGACUGGGUCUGGUUAUAAAAAAGCAUGGCAGGAAAGAGUCCUUUAAACUAAGCAUGCAUGUUUAAUGGGUACAGGGUCAGAACAUGGCUCAACACAGGAUAAUUUUAGGUAUUUUAGUGUUUAUUUCAGGCCAGUUUGGCUCUGUCUCAACCCAAAGCCCAAAUGUGUGCAAGACCUUUGGCAGCGGGGUCAUAGAGACUUUCAAUAAGACCAUGUUCCAUGUGAAAUCCACAUGUCCUGUAAUACUGACACACUUCUCUCAUGCGGGAGUCGACUGUUUUAUCUCUGUGCAGCGUGAUCCAAAUGGCUUCAUGAAGAGAGUUGAGAUUUUGGUGAAUAAAGUUGUUACCAUCAUUCAGGAUGGCAUAUUCACUGUGGAAGGAAACAGCGUCUCUCUGCCCUAUGACCACACCUAUCAAAGUGUGUACACAUUUGGCAUUUAUACCAGGCUUACAAGCAAGGUUCUGCCACUUUCUGUCACAUGGUACAGUUUACCUGAGGGUGUCACUUCACUUUGGGUGCAACUGGACCGGCCCUUGGUGGAUGGGAUGACUGGGAUGUGUGGGGGACUAAAUAGUUCAGAAACUAGAGCACAGCUUCUUGACAGCAAUGUCAUCCGUGAUGGGAUAUGUGUGAUUGGGGAUUCCCAACCAGUAGAGGAUAAGAUUUGUAAAGACUUUAAAUCCCAGGCCAGAGAGUGCCUGGGCAGGAAGCUUAAUAUUUUUGACCAGCUCUGCAAGCUAAACAUGUAUAUUAAUGUACAUGAGUCUGCAAAGUGCUCUUUCUAUGAAGAAUUCCUUCGUCCAUGUAAUGGCUCAUACCCCCUGCAAUCAAAAUUGCGAAACAUAACUUCAUGUAAGGAGCAUCAUUGUCCAAGAGGUCUGCAAUUUAAGGAUCAAGGUGCUGCUUUUCCUCCCACCUGCUCCAACCCCAAACUUCAGACAGAAUUUCGUACCAGCACUUGUCUUCCUCCAAAUGGUUUGGUCCUGAAUGAUCGAGCUGAAGGUUACCACAGUGUUAAGGUGGAGGACUGUCCUUGUGUGCACAGUGGAAGAACUUAUGCCCCAGGGCAAAGACGAAGCUCAAAGUGCCAAACUUGUGAAUGCAUCAAAGGCAAAUGGAUCUGUUCAGCUAACACUUGUCCGACUCAGUGUAUCAUUGAAGGCUGGUUUGUCACUACCUUUGAUGGUAAACAAUAUUCUCUGCCUGGAAAAUGUACCUAUGUGGCUGCAAGGGGACUCAACUGGACUGUGACCAUCAAAUUUUCUGAUAUGGCUAUAGAAGUAUUGUACCUUGAUGUGUAUCAGGAACGAUUCACCUUCUCCUUAAACAGUGUACAACUAUGGGAAAAUAAAAUCACAGUCACAGAUCUGUCACAAACUGAGCAUGUCACAGUCUACUGGCAGUCUUCAAUGUUUGUUAAGGUCAAGACAACUUUUGGAAUGAAGAUGCAAGUCCAAGUUUCUCCAGAAGUUCAAAUGUACUUGUAUUUGCCACAAAAUGUAACAACCACAGGUCUUUGUGGAUCAAACAACAACAACACAGAAGAUGAUUUCACUACGAGCAGUGGUAUUGUGGAAAACUCAGCUCAGCCUUUUGCUCUAUCGUGGACAAUGGGGGACUGCGCACCAAAUAAUCCCCAUGUAUGCAUCAACACCGACAAUGAGAUAUUUGCUGAAGAUAAGUGCAGCCAGCUGACAAACAUAAGUGGUGUGUUUGCCCAGUGCCAUGACUAUGUGCCUGUUAACACUUAUUUUGAUGCCUGCGUUCAGAGAACCUGCCAGGCUACUUCUGGCUUACAGGAGCGUGUGUGUGUUGGCCUGGGAAACUACGCUAAAGCCUGCGCCAGUCAGGGCAUCAACAUUGGUGACUGGAGAGCAGAAACAGCCUGUACUCCUUCCUGCGACAGUAAUCUGAGGUUUGAUUACGCCAUGCAGGCAUGUAAUCAUACAUGUCGCUCAUUGUCUGGUCCUGACCCGACCUGUGACAUGCCAGAUGACCCAGUGGAGGGCUGCGGAUGCCCAUCUGGCACCCACCUCAACACACCACUCAAGUGCAGCCCUCGUGCCCUCUGCCACUGCAAAUACCCAGGUGGAACAACACCUCCAGGGCCCGUGGUUAUUGAUGGACGCCAAUGCAUGUGUGAAAAUGGAAAUCUCCACUGUUCAGACGUUUGCGACUGUCCACAUGGACAAAUAUGUGUCCAUUGUGCACAAGCACCAGUAAACACAGUGCAAAGGACAUGUGAGAGCCUGAGCAAGCCAUCUAGUGCUGGUGAGAGCUGUAUCAGUGGCUGUUACUGUCCAGAGGGCCAGUAUGCAGACCAUACAGGCAGCUGUGUGACUCAGGAGAAUUGCACAUGUGAAUUCAGCGGGAUGGUUUAUGCAUCUGGGCAGAGCGUGGAGUCAAACUGUAAAACAUGCACUUGCGGAGGAGGCCAAUGGGACUGCAAAGGUGAUCCAUGCCCAGGAGUGUGUGAAGUGUUUGGCAAUGGACAAUAUAAGACCUUUGAUUCCAAAUGGUAUCGCUUCGACGGCCACUGUCAGUACACUCUGGUUGAGGACAUCUAUGGGCUGUUUUCCAUUAAAGCGGAGAGUGUGCCUUGUUGUGAUGAAGUUCUGACUUGCUCCCGUUCCAUCUCAGUGAAACUCAAGGAUGAAGUGACCCUGAUCCUGCGUGAUAUGAAUGUAACUCAGAAACUCCUGGAUGGGUGGCGUUUCAGAGCUCAGUCACUUUACUCUGUCCACACUGUGGGUCUGUACAUCAUCAUCUCUGUGCCUGAACUGGGCCUCAGUGUGAUUUGGGACAAGCAAACCAAAGUCAAAAUUGAACUGCAGGCUUCAUGGAAUGGUAAAGUGCGGGGCCUGUGUGGUGACUUUGAUGGGAAGUUAAUGAAUGACUUGCUGACGAGCAGCUCCACUGUAGUUUUCAGCACACUGGAGUUUGGGAACAGCUGGAAGGCAGCCGUGCCCCCCUGUUCGGAUGUGACCCAAGAAUUGUUUCCUUGUGAACGCCACUCAUACUGUGCUGCUUGGGCACAGAGACGCUGCAUGAUUCUACAUGGUGACACAUUCAAAGCCUGCCACCUAAAGGUUGAUCCAACGCCUUAUUACCAGGCCUGUAUUCUGGAGUCAUGCUCCUGUGAUUUUGAGGGCAAGUUCCUGGGAUUCUGCACAGCUGUGGCAGCAUACGCUGAUGCCUGCACAACUCAAAAUGUCUGUAUCAAAUGGAGAACUCCUGACUUGUGCCCGGUCUAUUGUGACUAUUACAAUGAAGAGGGUCAGUGCAGCUGGCAUUAUGAAGCAUGUCCUCAACAGAUCAAGACUUGUGGGAAAAACAACAAAUUCUCUGGAAAGCUUGAAGGUUGUUACCCACAAUGCCCUGCUGAGAUGCCGUAUUAUGAUGAGAACAGAAGAAUAUGUUCCAGUUUGGACAACUGCACUUGUUACUUCAACAGCACUGUGGUUGAACCUGGUGCUAAAGUGACUACACCCAAUGAAUGCUGUGAGUGCAUUGGGGGGCAAAUGAUUUGUGAAAUUUGUAAAACAACUCCACUAACUACAACAGAGACACCUGUAACAUCUUUAACUACAAUUGUGUACACACCACAAACAACACCUGUUAUAAAAACUGGGACAACAUCAACCCCCUCCAGUCGAGGUCCUCAAGUGUCAAACUACACAACUACUACACCAGGAACCACCACUACUAAAACAACUGAACUACCUACAACUACAACCCCACUAACAACUAUUACAACAGAGACAACUAUAAUUACCACAACAACAUCAACCCCAGAAAUCACAACUGAAAAAUAUAAAACUACAACUCCGUUAACUACAACAACAGAAGCACCUGUAACCGCAUCAACACCAAAAAUCACAACUGUACCACUAACUACAACUCCACUAAGUACAGCUUCAAAAAAGACACCUGUAAUGACCACAACCACAACCCCAGAAAUCACAACUGAAGAAUCUGCAUCAAUAACUCCACUUAUUACAACUUCAACUACAUCACAGACACCGGUAACCAGAGCAACUACAGAAAUCACAACUGAAGAACCUAAAACUUCAACUUCACUAAUUAAAACUACAACAGAGGCACCUGUAACAACCUCAGAAAUCACACCUGAAGAAUCUACUUUUACAACUCCACUUACUACAACUUCAACUAUAACAGAAACAACAGUAACCACCACAACAUCAAACCCAGAAUUCACAACUGAAGAACCUACAAGUAUAAUUACCACAACAACAUCAACCCCAGAAAUCACAACUGAAAAAUAUAAAACUACAACACCGUUAACUACAACAACAGAAGCACCUGUAACCACAUCAACACCAAAAAUCACAACUGUACCACUAACUACAACUCCACUAAGUACAGCUUCAAAAAAGACACCUGUAAUGACCACAACCCCAGAAAUCACAACUGAAGAAUCUGCAUCAACAACUCCACUUAUUACAACUUCAGCUACAUCAGAGACACUGGUAACCAGAGCAACUACAGAAAUCACAUCUGAAGAACCUAAAACUUCAACUUCACUAAUUAAAACUACAACAGAGGCACCUGUAACAACCUCAGAGAUCACACCUGAAGAGUCUACUUUUACAACUCCACUCACUACAACUUCAACUAUAACAGAAACAACAGUAACCACCACAACAUCAAACCCAGAAUUCACAACUGAAGAACCUACAACUACAACCCCACUAACAACAAUUACAACAGAGACACCUGUAAUUAGAACAUCAACCCCAGCAAUCACAACUGAAAAAUAUAAAACUACAGCUCCAUUAAAUACAAUGGAGACACCUGUAACCACCAUAACAACCAGCCAAGGAAUCAUAACUGAAGAAUCUCCAUCUACAACUCCACUUACUACAACUUCAAGUACAACAGAGACACCAAUAACUACAUCAACUACAGAAAUCACAACUGAAGAACCUAAAACUUCAACUCAUUUAACAACAACAGAGAUACCAGUGACCACCAAAACAUUACCCCCAGAAAUCUCAACUGAAGAACCUAAAACUACAACUCCACUAACUACAACAGUGACACCUAUAAUCACAUCAACAGCAAAAUUCACAACUGUACCUAAAACUUUAAUUCCACUAACAACAACAACAGAGACACCCAUAGCCACAUCAACCCCAGAAAUCACAACGGAAGCAGCUACAUCUAUAACUCCACUAACUACAACAACAGAAACACCAGUAACCACAGGAAUAUCAACCUCAAAAAUAACAACUGAAGAGCCUACAUCUACAACUCCACAGACUACAACUACAGAGAUAGCCAUAACCACAACCUCAACCCCUGAAAUCACAACUGAAGGACUUGAAUCUACAACUCAACUAGUUACUACAACUACAACAGAGACACCCAUAACCACAAUUGUAUACACACCAGAAACCACACAGCCAGGCAUAAUAACUGGGGCAACGUCCACCCCCUCCAGUCGAGGUCCUCAAGUAUUAACCUUCCCAAGUGCUACACCAGGAACAACCACUACUAAAACAACUGAGGAACCUACAACCCCACUAACAACAAUUACAACAGAGACUGUUGUAAUGACCACAACCACAACAAUAACCCCAGAAAUCACAACUGAAGAAUCUGCAUCUACAACUCCACUUAUUACAACUUCAGCUACUUCAGAGACACCAAUAACCACAUCAACUAAAGAAAUCACAACUGAAGAACCUACAACCACAACUCCAUUAACUACAACAACAGAGACACCUGUAACCACAACAAUACCAAAAAUCACAACUGAGUCUACAACUCCACUAACUACAGCUUCAACAAAGACACCUAUAAAGACCACAACAACAAGCCAAAGAAUCAUAACUGAAGAAUCUGCAUCUACAACUCCACUUAUUACAUCUUCAACUAUAACACAGACACCAGUAACCACAUCAACCACAGAAAUCACAACUGAAAAACCUAAAACUACAACUCCACUAACUACAACAACAGAGACACCCGUAACCACAACAUCAAUACCAAAAACCACACCUGUACCUAAUACUGUUUGCAAGGAUCUGAUUAGAAAUCAAACCUGGGAAGAGGGUUAUCAGUGGACAGAGGACUGCUUCAAUAAAAUUUGUGUAAACAGUGUUAUUGAAUUGAGACCUUUGAUAUGUCCAACUCCAGUCAUGCCUGUGUGCCCCAGAGGAAUGCCUCAGCUGGUAAAAGAUGAGCAAGGCUGUUGUGACACCUGGCAGUGUGACUGUCAAUGUGAUGUCUUUGGAGACCCACACUACACUUCCUUUGCUGGACAGGACUUUGUGUUCCUGGAAGACUGUACAUAUAUUCUAGUGGAAGAAAGGACUCCACAUCACCAUCUCAGCAUCAGCGUUGAUAAUUAUUACUGUGAGCCAUCUGCUUCCUGUGCCAAGGGGAUCAUUCUGAAGUACCACAACAACACAGUCAUACUUCAAGUGCUUCAAGUUCCUGAUGAAAUGCCCAUAUUAGAAACUACUCUGAAUCAAGUAACAAUAAAGCCACCGUAUCAAGCAGAUGGACUCAGGUUUGAGAGCACAGAUGCAGAAGUCUACAUUUACAUUGAAGAGAUCCGGUCAUACAUCUUUCUCAGUGUAUGGAACACACUGCAGAUCAAUCUGGCAAUGGAGCACUUCUUUAAUAACACGCAGGGACAGUGUGGUGUUUGUGGAGGUUCCUCAUGUAUACGCAGGGAUGGUUCAGUUGAGAAUGAGGACUGCUGUGAUAAGACUGCAUAUGAGUGGAUAGAGGAUGAUCCACUAAAACCAUACUGUCAACAAGCCCCCCGGCAUGUCCCUUGUUCCCAUGAAAUAACACCAACACCACCUAUUUCUCCAACAAAAAUACCACCCUGCAUGGCUCCUCUCUGUGAGCUCCUCAGACAUGAAGUGUUCAGUGAAUGCAGUGGGGACAUUGAUGUGGAGAAGCUGGUGAGUAACUGCAAGUUUGAUUACUGUGCGGCCCACAACAACGCCACUGUGUGCUCCCCACUAGAGCGUCUAGCUGAUCACUGCAAGAAGAUGGGCUUCUGUGUGGCCUGGAGAAACCUCACCAAGGGAAUUUGUGACAUUACUUGUCCUGAAGGAAUGAUGUUUGAUGAGUGCCGGAGCACCCCAGCUGAUUUCUGCCGUGGCGGUGAGCGUGUUCCGGGGACAGUUUUGGAUACAAUGAGAUCUGGUUGCUUCUGCCCAGACAGCAAGCUACUUGCUGAGAAACACAAGAAGAUCUGUGUAUCUGAAUGCACAAACUGUAAAGGCCCACUGGGAGAACCCAUGCCGGUUGGGGCAAUAUGGGAGUCAAAUUGCCACAUGUGCACAUGCAAUAAUCAGACUCUGACAGAAGAAUGCUGGCCAAAACCUUCAGCUCCAACUCCCACAUGCAGUCCUGGCUCUGCUCUCAUCUCUGACUGCUGCAACAACCAGAUAUGCGUUGAGAAGACUUGUGAAUACAAUGGAACAAUACAUAAGGUGGGUGAAACAUGGAGGGACCCCCAGAGUCCCUGUGUAACAUUUCACUGUACAAGAGAAGGUACUGAAAUAGAGAAGAGUGUGUGUCCACAGCAGUUAUGUUCUGAGGAAUUCCGUGUUUGGGAUGAGCAUCAUUGCUGCUAUUCAUGCAACACAACGUGUGGAGUCAGACUGUCCAGAAUGACUGUUGAGAACUGCACUCAGGAGGUGAUGCUGCCCACCUGUGAAGGCAACUGUGCAUCAGGCUCCCUGUGGGUGAGGUCUGGGAAAGAUUUGCAGUUGGUCCAUAAUCAGUUCUGCUGCCAAGAAAGAAACUAUGAGCUGAGACCGAUUUCUCUGGUCUGCAGCGGAGCUACAGCUACACAAUACACCUAUAAACACAUCACCAGCUGUGAGUGCCAGCGUGAAGUCUGAAACCUCAAAAGAUUUCCAAUGUUAUUGUAAUGCUCAGAGAACCAGAUCUGAGAUUCUACAUCUACAAUUCAUAGCUAUACCUUGAUUUGCAUGAUUUAUUGUCUUUUUAUAUGAUCAGUGAUUGAGCUGGAAGUUGAUUAUUUUUUAGACAUUUUCAGUCUUUUUUAGACAUUAGACAUUUUCAGUCUUUUUUUUGGGGGGUAAUGUCUGGUGUUUCUGCUUUAAGUGCCAAAACCCAAUAUGAAUUCUCUGUAAGGCAUUUGUUUUCUUUACAUUUUCCAGGUUGUGUGAUUAAAUACGAAAAUCUAAGAAUCUCAGGUUUAAAUAGUAACCAAUAUAGCUAAAGUUGACAUUGCUGCUUUAAUUCUGUUAUGCUAUAUCAACAUUCUUGAAUAUUUCCUUCUUGUUUUUUAAAGCACUUUAUAAGAAUUGUUGGAAAUGAUCAUAUAAUGUCUCUCAAUGAUGGAUUCAUAUGUAAUCAGUGAAUAAAGAUAUGCAAUGUAGUGUUUAA
Pangasianodon hypophthalmus (striped catfish) is the source of this 8407-nucleotide messenger RNA. RefSeq names its product mucin-2. The transcript is spliced from 42 exons. Gene Ontology annotation, cellular component: extracellular matrix. Bases 85 to 7896 code for a protein of 2603 amino acids. Lineage: Eukaryota; Metazoa; Chordata; Actinopteri; Siluriformes; Pangasiidae. Gene Ontology annotation, molecular function: protein binding. The record is from RefSeq and is a predicted model, not a curated record.